UUGUCUGACCUUUUCAGGAAUGCCAGGCUCCCAAACCUCAGCUUACGUGAUGUCUCAAACUAUAUCGUUGAGUUUGCUCAGGACCAAUAUGGUUCUCGUUUUAUACAACAGAAGCUGGAGCAAGCCAGUGCUGUCGAUAAGACAGCGGUAUUUCGUGAAAUCCUUUCACAUGCUUAUGAUCUUAUGGUCGACGUCUUCGGCAAUUAUGUUAUACAGAAGUUCUUCGAGCUUGGCACUCCAGAGCAGAAACAGAUCCUUGGCCAACGCAUCAAAGGUCAAGUUCUUGCUUUGUCUCUUCAAAUGUACGGCUGUCGAGUAAUUCAAAAGGCUGUGGAAUCAGUCCCUCUCGACAUGCAGAUUGCAAUCGUACAAGAGCUGGAUGGUUGUGUUAUUAAAUGUGUGAAGGAUCAAAAUGGAAACCACGUUGUACAAAAAUGCGUGGAGUCAGUUCCUCCGGAGCAUCUACAAUUCAUAGUGGAUGCGUUCAGAGAUCAUCAACGCUAG
This is a messenger RNA of Protopolystoma xenopodis, 504 nucleotides long. NCBI's taxonomy places the organism in Eukaryota, Metazoa, Platyhelminthes, Monogenea, Polystomatidea, Polystomatidae. The record is from the annotation of a GenBank genome assembly.